Molecule: messenger RNA, 774 nt
Organism: Vicia villosa (hairy vetch)
Lineage: Eukaryota; Viridiplantae; Streptophyta; Magnoliopsida; Fabales; Fabaceae
Exons: 1
Coding region: 1-774 (257 amino acids)
Molecular function (GO): RNA-DNA hybrid ribonuclease activity; nucleic acid binding
Source: RefSeq, a predicted model, not a curated record
AUGGUCCAGAGUUGGCGGGCAGCAGGUUUGUCUUCUUUGAUUGAACCCCGUAUCCAUAAUUUUAAUGAUGUUAAAUCCUUUAUUCUUGAUAUUUGUCAUAGAGAGGGUAUGAGGGACGCCGGUAGGUUCGCGGUGCUGUUGGAUGAAAUAUGGAAGAAUAGGAAUAAUAUUGUUUGGAAUGACACGCGGGAAGAGGCGACAAAAAUUGGUUUGCAAGCCUACUUCAAUUGGCGGGAUUGGUUCUUAGAAAGAAGGACUGAUGAGGGGGUACAGGAACAUCCUCCACCUACCGUUUGGACACCUCCUGAUGAAGGUACAUUCAAGUGCAAUGUUGAUGCCGGCUAUAAUAAUAGGUUGGGUACGUCGAAUAGAGGAUGGUGUGUUAGAAACAAUGGUGGUCAUUUUAUUAUCGCAGGUGUAGCUUGGGACUACGGUUUAUUACCAACUAAUGUGGCGGAAGCAAUGGCGUUGAAAGAAGCGAUACAAGGUGCUAUUUCCCUUCAGUUGAAUAAUGUUAUUUUUGAAAGCGACUCCCAGUUGGUGGUGAAAGCCAUUCUCAAAAAUCAAGUUGGUAGAUCUGAAUUUAGCCAUGUUAUUUUAGCCAUUAAGAAUUUGUUACAUUUCUUUCCAAACUUUGAGGUCAAGUUCAUAAAGCGCCAAGCGAAUUCGGUUGCCCAUAAGUUAACUAAGGCGGUCAAUUCUUGGUCUAGGCGUCAUGUUAUUAAUGAGACUCCUCUCUGUAUUGUGUCACAUUUGAUUAAUGAAAGGCAUUGA